CGUACAUAGUUAUAAGAUCUGCUGUGUUAUGUUAAGGGAAGCGAAGAUGGGAAUAAGAGCUCUUCCCUUGACACCUCCAAAUGGCAAAUUCCCUUCGAAGUUUGGAGUUGCACAAGACUGCUACUUGUCUCGGUCUAACCAUAACAUGAAUAGGUUCAACAACAGGGCCUUUAAGUUUGCAGUUUCAGCCAAAUCAGAGAAGGGUGAAAAGGACGAACCCAAGAACAGCAACCAAUCUUUGUUUAGCAACAUAACGGAAGCCCUGGAUUUUUCUCAAGUUAGAUCCUCGGAGGAUGCAGAGCUUCUGGCCGAGGCCAGAGAAGCCACCAAGUCUGGAGGAAAAAUGUCCAGGGAACAGUAUGGGGCCCUCAGAAGGAAAAUUGGAGGAACGUACAAGGAUUUUUUCAAGUCCUAUAUCGAGGUGGACGGGCAAUAUGUUGAGGAUGGCUGGGUUGAUAAAACCUGCAAGGUUUGCAAAAAAGAUACCAGGGGUGAGUCCAGGCAAGUGGACAAGUUGGGAAGAUACGUUCAUGUGGCAUGUUUGGAGAGGUCCAAAUCAUCCGGAAACUUUUUUACCAGACUUUUCUCAUGAUGAAGGGGAAAAUUGUUAUCUUCGAAUUUGGCUUCUUUUUUUUUAUAUAAUUUAUGUAAUUAAGUUAGCAUGUCAUAAAAGUAUUAUACAAUAAAUAAAAUAUUUUUAAAAGAGUUUCAAUUUUAA
Messenger RNA from Juglans regia (Persian walnut), 718 nucleotides. RefSeq lists its product as uncharacterized. The transcript is spliced from 3 exons. The record is from RefSeq and is a predicted model, not a curated record. Bases 29 to 592 code for a protein of 187 amino acids. NCBI's taxonomy places the organism in Eukaryota, Viridiplantae, Streptophyta, Magnoliopsida, Fagales, Juglandaceae. Gene Ontology annotation, biological process: chloroplast organization; positive regulation of DNA-templated transcription.